ACCUCCUCUACCCCCCGCCUUGCUUCCCCCCUUUUGUAGUGAGCUUAGACAAUGAGAAGUUCCUAAUGGGUUUAAUUAAUUACUUUCCAGGCAUUUUUGCGUACUUUCUCCAAGCUGUUAAAAAUCAAGGGGGGAAGGCAACAGAGGGAAAAACAAGAAGUCAAAGCCAUACCCUUUCUACAGGCAGCUUAGAAAUAUUUAUGAGUGGGGUUUUUGUGCUUUGUUUUGUGGUGGAUUUGUUUGGUUUUUUUUUAACCAGUUUCAGAAAACCAAUAAGGCUUUAACACUUUGUCUAAGACUUGGAAUUUUUCUUUUCUGUUUCAGUUUGUAUCUUGUAUCCUUGUGUAGUUUGAAAAUCCCUGUGGGCUAUGAUGUAGUGCAGGUGUACAGGGAGCCUAAUAGGUUUUCCUUGUGUGUUUCAGACAAAAAACAUGCACCCAUGGUUUGGGACAGGAGUGAAACAGUCUCUGCUGUGUUGUGUCAUCUCUGGAAUAAGCAUAGGUCCACAGUCCGUCCGUGUAUUUGCAGUUUAACAAUUUUAAAUUAUAAGGACUAUUUAGUAAUAGUAACUGAAGCAGAGUGUACUCUUAACGGAUAACAUCUUUAGUGGGUCCAUAAUCUUAUGUUUGCAAAGACAUAAUUAGAAACAGAAGGGGACAGCACCUCUCUUCAUCUGUGAAAGCUGUCGAGGUUCUGUGAAACUCCGUUAAGGAAAGUUCCUUUGUAUGUGACUGUACAAUCUUAAAAAAUGCAAAUUAGUACAUUCUUUUAGUCCUUCCAAAGUGCAGUGUGAAAACACAAGUGAGAGCCAGAUAUGAGCAUAGUAAGGCUUUUGAGGCCAAUGGGAGCUGUGUCUUGUGGUUCCAGAGGGUUGUUUGGAAGCUUUCGGGAGCAAGAUAUCUUGCAAUCCACAUUUAUCUUAGUCUGACUUCUUUUUGGUGACUGUCUGAACACAGAUACGGGAUUUAUUCUAAUGCUUGUGUCGGCAGAAUUCCUCUUUGGACACUUCUGAAAUACAUUUUAGUUUAUGUGGCAAACCCAGGCAUACCCUGGGAUGGAAUCUUUGUUCUUGAAGAAAUACAGAAACUUGUCUGAAUGGUGAGAAAUAACCAUCUGAAGGAACUCUAGCUUACUGUUCUCUGCGGUGCUUUGACCGCAAUGAUGGGUGAUGGACCUUUUUGGUUUCUCAUUGCACCUGCAUCACCUCUUUGUGUCUGACCUCCCUCUCCCUCAUCGGUAAGAGACAAUUCUUUUUUUCUUCCCAAAUGCACUGCAAGGAUUGGUCUGUGUGUACACAGCCUUGGGCAUGAGGACGUGCUCAUUAACUUCAAAGGCACUUUCAGUUCACUUAAAAAUGAUAGAGUAGAUGUGUCGUAAACGAUCCUAGGUCAAGCAUGUUAAUUAUGUUUGGUUGUGAUUUUUAUUUUUAAUGGGCAAGGGUGCUGUUUGGAAAAUCACUCCUCUUCAUGCAGCUUUUCCACUCUCCCUCCCCCCCAGCCCCGGUGCAUACUUUGGUGGGACUGUGUCCUGUGACUGGGUUUGUGCUGGCACAGGGACAACUGGAUGGUCUGGAUUGCUCACCGGGUUGCUGCAAUCUCUCUGCGUACCUGGUCCAGCCAGGCACGAUCCCACUGAAGCCUCUCUGGAGCUUUCAUCCUCACCUCCUUGGGAAUUUCUGGAGCUCCCUUCUCCCAUGGCUCUCUGAGGGCGGAACAAAAAUGAAACAGGGGUUUUAAAUUUUGCAAACUCAUCAUGGAAGACUCAGAAGGACGUCAAUUCAGCUCAGUGGAAGAGGAGACCAGAUACUGGAAAGAGCUGGCUAUGAAAUACAAGCAGUGUGCUGAGAAUACACAGGAGGAACUGCGUGAAUUCCAAGAAGGGAGUCGAGAGUAUGAAGCUGAACUGGAGACUCAGCUGCAGCAAACAGAGUCCAGAAAUAGAGACCUUCUGUCAGAAAACAAUCGCCUGCGGAUGGAACUGGAGUCAGUUAAGGAGAAGAUUGAAAUGCAACAUUCAGAAGGAUACAGGCAAAUCUCUGCGCUGGAAGAUGACUUGGCACAAACAAAAGCUAUUAAAGAUCAACUUCAGAAAUAUAUUCGAGAACUCGAGCAAGCAAAUGAUGACUUGGAAAGAGCAAAAAGAGCCACUAUAAUGUCUCUGGAGGAUUUUGAACAGCGUUUAAACCAGGCUAUUGAAAGAAAUGCUUUUCUGGAGAGUGAGCUGGAUGAGAAAGAAAACCUCCUGGAGUCUGUGCAGCGCCUGAAAGAUGAAGCGAGAGAUCUCAGACAAGAGCUUGCAGUGCAGCAGAAACAGGAGAAACCCAAAACACCAAUGCAAACUGCCCAGGAAACGGAAAGAACAGACACUGCAGUUCAAGCGUCCUUAUCUGUGCCCUCAACUCCCUCCAUGCACUGGGCACCCAACGUCAACGCACCCACCCCUGCAACAUUUAGGAGAGGUCUUGAGGACAGUUAUGGUGCAACCCCUCUCACACCUGCUGCAAGAAUAUCUGCACUUAACAUCGUGGGAGACUUGCUGCGGAAAGUGGGGGCUUUGGAGUCCAAACUUGCAUCUUGCCGAAACUUUGUGUAUGACCAGUCUCCAAACAGAACCGCGGUGUCCAUGUACAUGAACAGAGAUGUCCUGGAAACCCGCCUGAGCCCUCAGCCGCUGGGUGACACGGGGUUAGUGAAACGCCUGGAGUUUGGAAUACGGCCUUCAAAUAGUCCAGGACCAUUGAGCCAUCCAUCACAAAGUGUUGUCAAGAUGCUGCUAUGAAAACCUUGGCUGGCUUUGGAAAAGGAAAAAAAUAUAUAUAUAUUUUAAAAACUUUUUAGUUUUAAAGAGAACAUCACUGAGCAAUCAGGCAGCGGUCUUGGGUUGGUGAGGACUGAACCAGAAGCUGCAGUUGGCGAUGGCCUUUCCCAGCCUGGCCUCUCAGCCAGGUUCUGUGUGCAGUGUGAUAAAGCGAUGCUGCCUCGCAGUGCUGGACUUAGACUUGCUUCCUGUGUUAGUUGCUGUAAAUAACUCCCAGAAGUUGCUUUUUGACACUGCCAGGCAAAGCCACUGUCCCUCUAGCUACACCAGAGACCGUGUUCCCUGUGCACCUCCUCGGGCCUUGGCUUUUGCUGUCCAUCCAUGGUAUCCCGGCUUAAACCCUGGUUGUGCUGACUUUCUAUCACGGGUGUUGUGUGCUGCAGUCGCUCCAUUAGAGGGGUGCUUAUAUGUGGGAAAAGGUGUAUUUCCGCAGGGAAGCUGCUCAGCUCUUUGUGGGAUGUUUGCAGGUCAGAAUCGUGCUGCACAAAACCUGCCUCUGUGGUGGCAAGAUGGUUUGGUAAGCAAUGAUUUGCCCUUAAGAACAAGUCACGGCUGAGGGUGAGGAAUCCCAAGUGCUUGGGAGGGCCCAGACCUAAAGACAAGGUAGGAGACUUAGGACUGGCUUAGCACAGAGCCAUCUCUUUCUGCCAGUUGUGGCCCAUAAAGCCCAGCUGCUGCAGGAGGCAAGAGACCUGAUGAAAUUCCUACUUCUAACAUUUUAAUAGGUGGGUUUUACUGCUUUCCAAACUUCCCUUUGUUAAUGUGCCUUGGGUAUUAGUGGUUUUCUUGUUUUUUUUUUUUUCCUAUGAGAAUAUAUGCUUUCGGCUGUUACUAAUUUAGGUUUUGUUUUUAACCUGAAGUCAUUUAUGUUAGACAAAUGCACCUGAGUAGUAAUUAUUUUAAAAUCAGGUUUUUUUCCACCCUUAUACAAUAUUACUGCAUUUUAGUUUGUUUUUUUAAGUGGAGUAGGUUCACUCACAGUAUUAAUGUACCUCAUGGAAACCUGUACUUGCAAAAAUAAUCAUGACUAAACAAUUUGUAUGGGGUUUUUUGCAGAGGGUGGGGAGGGGAGAAGUUACUUGACAAACAAAUGUGUAAUGGGUUGGGGUUUGGUUUUUUUAAGAAAAUGCUGUGAAAACAGCCACUGAUGCAUCUACUUCUCUAGAACAGGAAAUGACCACAGAUAAUUCCCAUUAUUUGGGCCAUCUACAAAGUUGGCUUAACUGGGGAGCAGAAUAAAGCUUAUUUUGAACGCUA
This is a messenger RNA of Columba livia (rock pigeon), 4074 nucleotides long. It is a transcript of the gene NDE1, whose product is annotated as nudE neurodevelopment protein 1. Gene Ontology annotation, biological process: establishment of mitotic spindle orientation; microtubule nucleation; chromosome segregation. The record is from RefSeq and is a predicted model, not a curated record. Lineage: Eukaryota; Metazoa; Chordata; Aves; Columbiformes; Columbidae. Gene Ontology annotation, molecular function: microtubule binding. Gene Ontology annotation, cellular component: kinesin complex; kinetochore; centrosome. The transcript is spliced from 10 exons. The coding region runs from base 1753 to 2778 and encodes 341 amino acids.